UUUGUUUUGUUUUUUAAUAAUACAAAUUCUAACGCGAAUGAGGUAAUAUCUCACGAUGGUUUGGAUUCCCAUUUCCCUGACAAUGAUAUUUUACAUUUUCCCCCUAUACUUGUUGAACAUUCUGCAGGUCUUCGUCAGUAGGUGUUUUUACCUCUAUGCCUGUGCCUGUGCGUGUGUGCGUGUGUUAUGGGAUGGUGGUAAUACUGGGUGUAAGAUCAAUACCCUGGAGGCCAGAAAACAUUGUCGGACUCCCAGAAGCUGCUGUUAUCGGCAGUGGUAAGCGACUCCAUGUGGGUGCUGAGAACCAAACUCGGGUUCUGUGGAAGGAGAAGGGGCCCUCCCAAAUGCUGAGUCAUCUCUCCAGCCAACUUCCGGGUCUUCUUUUAAGAAAUCUCUGCUUAGAUUUUUGUCUGCUUUUUAGAUCCAAUUUUGUUCUCACCAUGGAGUUGUUGGAACUGCUUGUACUGGGAACAUGGACCUUUUAUAGCCACCACAUCCAGUCUGACAACGUCUGCUCACUCAGCUGAGCCCCCUUAGUUGUACAGAAGGAUUUUAGUUUAGAGUAUUCCCGUUCGUCUGAUUUUACUUUUGUUGUCUGUGAUGGUUUGCCUAUACUCGACCCUGGGUAUGGCACCAUUAGAAGGUGUGGCCCUGUUAGAGUAGGUGUGGCCCUGUGGGUGUGGGCUUGAAGACCCUCAUCCUAGCUGCCUAGAAGCCUGUAUUCUGCUAGCAGCCUUCAGACGAAGAUGUAGAACCCUCAGCUCCUCCUGCACCAUGCCUGCCUGGAUGCUGCCAUGCUCUUACAAUGAGGAGAAUAGACUGAACCUCUGAACCUGUAAGCCAGCCCCAAUUAAAUGUUGUCCUUAUAAGAGUUGCCUUGGUCAUGAUGUCUGCUCACAUCAGUGAUCCCGAAAUCCUCAUUUACUAGGUCAGUAUCUGGGAGGCUCCCCUCUGUUUUCUCUGGUAGUUUUACGCUCUCAAGCUUAACCCAGGUGAGUUAUUACAACUGAAUACUGCGUAAGAUAAAAACCCACUUUCUUUCCUCUGCAUAUAGAUAUCCUAUGAUUCCCAACACUGUUGAUUAAGAAACUGUCAUCUUCCCACCGGAUACUCUUGGCACCUUUGUAAAAAGUCAGUUCACCGUAAAUGAGUGGCCUUACUUAGGUCUCUCUAUUCUAUUAUAUUGGUUCCUGUGUCUGGCCCCAUGCUGUUUUGAUUCCUGUAGAUGUGUAGACCUUUCAGGUCAUGUGAUGUGUUGUCUCCAGCUUUGUUAAUUUCAGUCAAGAUUGCUUUGGCUAUGUGGGGACCCUGUGAUUCCAUGUGAAGGCUAAGUUUCCAUUUUUUCCCGAUGGAAAAUGCCAUUGGAAUUUUGAUAACUUAUUAUUUUACAAUAUUAUAUGAGUCCUUAAGUUCCCUUGAGAACUAAGUGACCCUAGAACAGUUUGACACAAAAGUAGCACCAUCUCACUCAAGAGAUUUGUCUUUUGGGAAAUAUUUUAGCUAAGAGAUGACCUUUCAAAUGGAAAUUUGGCCGUGCGAUCCCCUAUCAGAGUUAUGUAAUGCUGUUUAAAUCAAGCAGGUGGGCUCUUGUCAGAUGACUCAACAUGUCUUGCUUUUCUAAAACUUUAUUUAUUUUUUGAGAACUUUUAUAUAUGUGUAUGGUUUACGGCCUGUGCACACAUUCACCCUUUCCUGCAGCUCCUCACAUCCCUUUCCCUGUCUCCCUUCAAACAUGGCGUCCUCUCUUGCACUCAGCACCCACUGAGUCUAGUUAAUGUUGCUCAUACAGACAUGAAUAUGGGGCCUGGCUAACCCACCAGAGGCUAUAUAGACUCCACCUCUCCUAGCAGCCAUCAGUAGUACACGGCUCCUCAACUAGGAGCAGGAACUUACGUGUCUACCCCCGUUGCGUUGGCCUGAUCCUAUGUAGAGCUUUGUUGGAUCCUGCUAUUUAAAGGACCAAGUCCUCCAGGUCUGGACAGGUCUCUUGAGCUUGGCACAAGAUGGAGGACUCCCUUUUCUUAGCAGAGCUUCCUCUUCUCUGCCUGGUCUGGGGAGCCUGACCCCAUAUCCUCUACCUUAGGUAGCCUUGGUGAGAUCACAGGUUCAGCUUUCUUUCUCCUCGUGAGAACCUGUCCAGCCAGCCCCGAGAUUUCCUGGAAUGCCUUUCCAUGCAAAUGAAGCAUUCCUGUACCCUAGGUUCUAUCCAAUGAUAUGUACACACCCUACUAAUCUUGACCCUCUUCCUAAAUUAUAGUCCCGGAUUCAGCUCAAUAAAAUUGAGCAGCCUCCCUGAAGCUGAUCCUGGUAGUCAUUUCCAUUGUACUCAUGGACCAGUCAAACCCUGUCCUUCGACUCUGCUCCCUUUGUCCUCUCAGGCUGGUGGCCAAGAGCCCCUAAGGGAGAAAGGAUGUCCACGGGUCUUGGGCAGGUGACACAGUACUCUUCUUUAGUUUCUCAGAAUCUGUCACUCCCUGUUCCUUCAUAUUCCCUGAGCUUCAUAGCAGGGAGAUAUAAUAGAGGUUGUCUUAGCUAGGGUUUCAUUGCUGUGAAGAGACACCGUGACCAUGGCAACUCUUAUAAAGGCAAGGAUUUAAUCGGGGCUGGUUUAUAGGUUGAGGUCCAAUUCAUUAUCAUUAAGGCAGGAAGCACGGCAGCACGCAAGCAGACAUGGUGCUGGAGAAGGAGCUGAGAGCUCUACAUCUUGUUCCUAAGGGAACCAGAAGACUGGCUUGCAGGCAGCUCAGAGGAGUCUCAAAGCCCACACCCCACUGUGACACACUUCCUCCAACAAGGCCACUCCUCCUCAGAGUGCCACGCCCUUGGCCAAGCAUAUCCAAACCACCACAGAGAUGUGCUAUUUCUAGGGAGUAUGGUCCCAUUGACGCCUGUUUUCUGCACUGUGAUGCUCAGAAUCACACAGUUCCUUCUGGAGAUCUGCUGAUGCUGUCUCCAUUCUGGCUACACAGAAAUCCAAAAUAUUUCCCUGAACCAGAGUCUUUCAAACCUGAACGCUGGAAAGAGGCAAAUUUAGAUAAGUACAUUUUCUUGGACUACUUCAUGGCUUUCGGAGGCGGGAAGUUUCAGUGUCCUGGAAGGUCAGUUGCCAUAACUGAGCAGCAUCGGGGCAGCAAGUGUGGAAGAGAGACUCAGGGGACACUCACCAUGACGUCUUUUAUUGUCAACUUACAGGGAAACCCAGGAGGACGCAGUUUGCUUGUUUGGUGGUUUGCUCUCUUAGAGAUUCAACUGUGUAUUAUCUUAGUGCUUUAUAAGUAUGAGUGCAGUCUUCUGGAUCCAUUACCAAAGCAGAGUUCUCUUCAUUUGGUGGGUGUCCCCCAGCCAGCAGGGAAAUGCCGAAUUGAAUAUAAACAAAGAGUAUGACCUUCGUUGGGACUCAAGAGAUUCAGAAACUUCCAGAGGAGUGAGGUCACCGACAGAGCUACAGUCCUCCCAGCACCUUGACCUGAAGACAUCCUAGUGGCACAUGCAUUUCAAAUCUGAAGACCGUGCACCGUGGUUCACUCUCAGGAACACAGAAACCCCAAUUCAAGGUUUACAGAAAGGGUGCAGAUGAUUUGGAAAAGUUGAUAAAAGAUUAGAAUUUGGCUCCAUACAUAGGCGUAUCAAAACUUCAAGUAAAAUUGUCACUUUAAUCAAAA
Molecule: messenger RNA, 3662 nt
Organism: Rattus norvegicus (Norway rat)
Lineage: Eukaryota; Metazoa; Chordata; Mammalia; Rodentia; Muridae
Gene: Cyp39a1
Product: cytochrome P450, family 39, subfamily a, polypeptide 1
Biological process (GO): digestion; sterol metabolic process; bile acid biosynthetic process
Cellular component (GO): endoplasmic reticulum membrane
Molecular function (GO): monooxygenase activity; oxidoreductase activity, acting on paired donors, with incorporation or reduction of molecular oxygen; iron ion binding
Source: RefSeq, a predicted model, not a curated record